UGUGACAGACUAACUUUUCAAAUUUGUGUCAGAGCGUUUUCAGCGUGUCUCCCGGUCUUUUCUGUCCUCUUAACUGUUGCCUGAAUGCCUGUAGAUGUGUGUGUCUCACUGUGUGUUUUUGUGUGUCUGUCGCUCUGCGUUUGCUUGUUGUUGUCUGUAUUCCCUGGUCUGAUCGCACCUGUGUCUGACAGCCCCUGUCCUGUGUUUGCACAGCAUAAGCUGAAGUCUUCGCAGAGGGACAAGGUACGGCAGUUCAUGUCCUUCACACAGGCUGGGGAGAAGACAGCUGUGUACUGCCUCACACAGAAUGACUGGAAACUAGAAGUUGCCACCGACAACUACUUUCAGAACCCAGAUCUCUAUUGUAAGGAAUCCAUGAAAACGUCAGUAGACCGAAAAAAGCUGGAGCAGCUCUACAAUCGCUAUAAAGAUCCUCAGGAAGAGAAUAAGAUUGGGAUUGAUGGGAUCCAGCAGUUUUGUGAUGACCUCUCGCUGGAUCCGGCCAGCAUUACUGUGCUGGUUGUCGCGUGGAAGUUUCGCGCUGCCACUCAGUGCGAGUUCACCAAGAAGGAGUUUCUGGAUGGAAUGACAGAGCUUGGGUGUGACAGCCCAGAAAAACUGAAGGCCCUUUUGCCAAGAUUAGAGCAGGAGCUCAAAGAUAGCGGGAAGUUCAAGGACUUCUACCAGUUCACCUUUAACUUUGCCAAAAAUCCUGGACAGAAGGGUUUAGACUUGGAGAUGGCCGUAGCCUACUGGAACCUGGUUCUGUCAGGACGAUUUAAGUUCCUUGAUCUUUGGAAUAGAUUCCUUUUGGAACACCAUAAACGAUCCAUCCCAAAGGACACAUGGAACCUCUUGUUGGACUUUGGUAACAUGAUUGCAGAUGACAUGUCAAACUAUGACGAAGAGGGAGCGUGGCCAGUCCUUAUAGAUGAUUUUGUGGAAUUUGCUCGACCGAUUGUAACAGGAUCAAAACGCAAAACUCUCUAAAUACAAUCCCAACUCUGGAAAGCCAGAACGUUGUUUCUUUUACAGUGACUUCAUAGGUUUUUUUAAGACUUGUACAAAAAAAGUGAAAAUUGUAGACUUCAGAGAGGAAACAGAAGCACUUGAAACUGUCAGGAAACCACCUUUCAGGGAGCUGAGUAAAAACUAUGAGAACAGCUGGCCACUUUUUUUGUCCUCACGAGACUGGGGCGUCAUAUGGACAUUGCCAGAUUCACCUCCGUCUCUCCUGCUGGAUUCUCAGUAUCCUGGAAGCCCCUCUGAUCUGCUCCCAGGAGGAGCACUACCUGUCAGGCCACAGCCCUGUAAGUGGGGAUGGACACAGCACUGAGAGGAGGUUCGCUGGCUGUGUGUACUCUAAAGGGACUGGAGAGGAGAAAACGGUGUGUUUUAAGAUUCUUCCUAGUCGGCUUUGUUUUGUUAUAUGAAGCUCUGAGUGACUGUGCAAAGUUCCCAUGUCUUACUCUAACUUUGGGACAGAGUGCUCACUACACCAGCACCAACAGAACUGUUGCAGUUUUUACUGUACAUACUGUAUCUAUUGGGACAGUUUACAAAGAGAGCUAUAUGAAGAAAUAAUAUAAAUAUGUUCAAUUUAUAAAUGCAAAAGAUGAUUCUUUUAUGUACAGUAAAUGCUAAGAUCUCUAACGGGAUGCCUCAAUAUCGUGAAUGAUAUGCUGUUGGUUUAAUUAUUAGGUGGAUCUGUCAAGUCAUGGAAUUGUGAACAUCUCAUUGAAAGCAUGUUAAACACAUUUUACGUCGCCUCGGGCUGGUUUCACAAAUACAUUUUCACUCGAGUAAAGGCAGUGCUUUAAUUUAGAUAAUUGAUAUUGGUUUGUGGUAUUCAUUUGUCAGGUUAAUCUCAAUUGGGAGUGGGUCUUGAAUCCUAAAUUGACCGUAGUCAUUCUGAUCCACAGUACCACCGCUUUGUUUUCAAAAGAUAAUUACUUUCUAACUGUUGAGGAAAGAGUUUUGUUUUUAUUCAGGGGAUCCCUCCGAAAUAUUAUUGAUGCUAAAGUGACUAUUGAGCAGCAUUUAAGUGAAAUUUAAAGUUACAGACCCUUAAUGCAUGGCACAUAUCUGUAUGUUAUGGCAGUGCGAAGCUCUUAGUUCAGAAGCCAGGACACUAAAGAGGGCAACAACAGGACGACAAAGUAAGCCUUAAGAAUAAAUAUCUCUGUUCAAUAUUUAUGUUUCUGUUCAAGCCCAUCUGUCCAGUGUUACUGAAGGUAGUGAAAUUAGAAUAUAUUGUUGAUACAUCAUGUAAGUAGCCUAAGUAUAUUGUUCAUUUAAGAAAGAUGAAUAAAGCAUGAAUUUUUCCAGAA
This is a messenger RNA of Dicentrarchus labrax (European seabass), 2330 nucleotides long. RefSeq names its product DCN1, defective in cullin neddylation 1, domain containing 2a (gene dcun1d2a). Gene Ontology annotation, biological process: protein neddylation; positive regulation of ubiquitin-protein transferase activity. NCBI's taxonomy places the organism in Eukaryota, Metazoa, Chordata, Actinopteri, Moronidae. The transcript has 6 exons. Bases 85 to 990 code for a protein of 301 amino acids. Gene Ontology annotation, cellular component: ubiquitin ligase complex. Gene Ontology annotation, molecular function: ubiquitin conjugating enzyme binding; cullin family protein binding; ubiquitin-like protein binding. The record is from RefSeq and is a predicted model, not a curated record.